UAUCCGAUCAGGCAAUGCGUAAACAGCGGAUGACAUUUCUCGGUGAGACUCGGCGCUCAGCGGACGUGCGUCAACGAGGCUUCCCCCCCCCCCGGCCAACCCAUCACCAACCCUGCGAGUAAAUGUUCACCGACAAGAUGAUGAUGUCCCCGUGGGACCGCUGGUACUCCACAAGCUGCUGCCUGUGCUGCCAUGUCCGCACAGGAACCAUCAUCCUGGGGGUCUGGUACAUGCUCAUCAAUGCCGUGGUGUUACUCAUCCUGCUCACAGCGCUAAGUGAUCCUGAGAAGUACCACCUGACCAGCGCUGAGUUGGCUAAUGACCUAGAUGUCAUGGAUGAUGCCAACAUGUGCAUUGCCUCAGCAAUCUCCCUGCUGAUGAUACUUAUAUGUGGCAUGGCAACAUAUGGUGCAUACAAGCUGCGUGCCGCAUGGAUCAUCCCCUUUUUCUGCUAUCAAAUAUUUGACUUUUCUCUUAACACCCUGGUGGCUGUUAGCAUUGUUGUGUACCCAAACACAAUACAGGAUUACCUACAGCAGCUGCCUGAUAAUUUCCCUUACAAAGAGGAGGUCACUGGUCUCAGUAACAUCUGCCUGGUCCUUAUUGUGUUGCUCUUCAUUGGCUGCAUCAUCGGCUUCAAGGCCUAUCUGAUAGCAUGUGUGUGGAACUGCUACAGAUACGUGAGUGGCAGGGGGGGUUCUGGAAUCCUGCUUUACAUUACCACCAAUGACACCACGGUGCUGCUGCCUCCGUAUGAUGACAGCGUCAGCAUCCCUUGCAAACAGGCUCCUCUGUCCUACAUCUCUGCUGAAGCUACGGCAUGAAAACGUUCCGCUGUAUGGAUGCUGUUAAUACUCGAUACAAUAUACUUGAGCAAAAUUAUGCACCACACUGCCUCUCCAGUAAACAUUACAUUCAUAAAUAUCCAUCAUAAGUACAAAAGCCUCCAAUUCACAUAUGCACAAGGGCUCACCACCACCGUGAGCUCCCAUUCCAUCUUGGUAUUACCAAUGAACUUAUAUUUUCCCUGUAAUUCAUCUUUUCUCUUCCUUUUAGGUUAAUUCCAGAAAUUAUUUGCUUUUUUACCCACUAGAAUCUGGCUAAAAUGACAUGAAAGCUGUAGAAAGUUGAAUAGAUUACUUAUACGUUUAUUAAUUAUAUUUAUUAUGUGGAUCUUAGUUUCUCUGGACAUAUUUAUCUUAUGCACAAAGGCAACAUGCUGUCCACAGUAUGGAUCAGUGUAGGAAUGGGUACGUCGUUGUCAUGUAUUGGUCUUGUCUCUGUUCAUGAUCAGGGUUGGAUUGCCUUCUUUCACAAGUCUCACACUAAUGGGUUGCACUUUAUGGCCUCAUGUAUGAAGUGUCACCUUCACUUGAAGUUUCCCAAAGAGAUUUAUCUGCCUGUAUUCUGAAAUGAUCAAAGAGCAGCCCUAAUGUAUGUCCAGCAUAUCACCUUUUUUCCUUGUUACAUUUGACUGCAAACAUAAUUAUGUUAUUGUAUUAGGAGUGUAGAGUUGUGCUGGUGAACUUCUGUGUUUCUACUGACUGGCAAGAAAUGUCUUAGGAUGCUGUAUUUCUAUUUUAAAGGACAAUAGCAGCACUCAUCUGGAAUCGGUUUGCUCUGUGAAUAAGGAGAACUUGGAGCUUUGGAAAAGCAGGUCCUGGUUGUGUUAUUUCAAUCAAGGAAAAUAAAGCUUUUUUGUCUGUAUAAACAUUACACAACCCUACUCCACCAGAUGGACUUAUUGGCUUGUUGCUGCCUGAAAACAAAACCUUUUGCAAGGAUGCAGAAGGCACUGUUGUACAGAAAUAACUGAUGCGACAUUUUUGUCUAUUAAAAUCAAAUUUUCCUCAUUUUAAAA
Messenger RNA from Girardinichthys multiradiatus, 1861 nucleotides. RefSeq names its product lysosomal-associated transmembrane protein 4B-like. Gene Ontology annotation, cellular component: lysosomal membrane. Bases 123 to 824 code for a protein of 233 amino acids. The transcript is spliced from 7 exons. The record is from RefSeq and is a predicted model, not a curated record. Lineage: Eukaryota; Metazoa; Chordata; Actinopteri; Cyprinodontiformes; Goodeidae.